Sus scrofa (pig) is the source of this 3585-nucleotide messenger RNA. RefSeq names its product PWWP domain containing 2B (gene PWWP2B). The record is from RefSeq and is a predicted model, not a curated record. Gene Ontology annotation, cellular component: nucleoplasm; nucleus. Lineage: Eukaryota; Metazoa; Chordata; Mammalia; Artiodactyla; Suidae.
GGGCGGGCUGCGGCCGGCUGGGAGGGCGGGGCCGGGCGGCGGCGUCCGAGUCGUCAGGACAACCGGCCGCCCGCGGGUCUCCCGCGCCCAGUCAAGCGCAGUGAGGCCGGCGUUGGGGGCCGGGCUGGGCCGGGCGGCGCUCAGGGCCAGGUCGCCGCAACCGGCCGGGCCCUGCGGGCGGCCCGAGGGGGUCCCGAGCCCCGUGGGGGGCGCGGAGGUGCUCGGGAGGGUCGGGAGCCGGCCCCGGCGUUAGGCCCCCACGGCGGCUCAGCGCCCCCCACGCCCCCCACCCGCCGGCCGGCUGCACGCGCCGGGGAGCCCCGCUCCGGCUCAGCGAAGGCAGGCCCUUCCAUUGUCCACUGGCUGUGUGGCGCCCCAACCCCUCCGGCCGCGGCCGGGUCGCAAGGAACCUGCCAUUUCCCGGGCGCCCCGGGGACACGCGAGCGAGAUCGAGGACCGGAUAACCCUCCCCAGCCCUGCUGCGGGCGGGCCAGGGCCGGGCGCGCGCGCGCUCUCGUCACCCGGGGAGUCGCCGAGCCCGCGGGGGUCAAGUGCCCCCCAUGCGGCGAAGGCGAAACUGGGCCGCUGCGGCGCGCCCGCUGGUGUCCCCUCGGCGCCCGCGUCUCCUCCGCCCGGCCUGCCGGGCUUCCUGCUCGCGCCACCGGGACUUCCUCCCCGCGGUGCCCGGGUGGCCACUCGGCGCCAGACCCAGAGGCGGGGAAGCCGGGGCGAUGGCGAGGGAGGGAGGGCCGCGGCCGGGAAGAGGGGAGAGUAAGGAAGACACCCUGGGGCCGGGAGCGCCCGGCGACCCGAGUGGGCCCCCCGGCAGCGGAGGCGGGGUCCCAGGGGCCGGGCCGUCCUCCCUGCGCCCGCUCUCGGGUCCUUUCCGCGGGCGCUCGCCGCCAGCGUCGCCGGGGGUGGAGCGCAGCCCUGCCCCGUCCUGCCCCGUCCUGCCCCGUCGCGGUGGGGCUCCGCACUGCGUCUCCACGCCGGGCGUGGAGGCCGCACGGCCCGGCGCGCGUCUGCGGGCGCCGGUGGCCCGCGCGCCCCUCCCCGCGCCCCCGGCCCGCUCGCGGAGGCCGCCCCGAGCGGAGCUUUGUGACGUCAGGCGGCCGGCGGGCGGCGUCACGCGCGGGGCUGACCCGGCGCGGGGCGGGGGCCGGGCCGGGACGCGGAGCAUGGAGCCGCGGGUCGGCUGCCGGCUGCCCGUGCGGGUGGAGCAGGUCGUCAACGGCGCGCUGCUGGUCACCGUGAGCUGCGGCGAGCGCAGCUUCGCCGGGAUCCUGCUGGACUGCACGAAAAAGUCCGGCCUCUUCGGCCUGCCCCCGACGGCUCCGCUGCCCCAGGCCCAGGAGCCCCCCGUCAACGGCUGCCAGGGCCCGACCCCCACGGAGGGGGCUGCAGAGGCGAUGCAGCCGGGGACAGGCCCUCCGCCACCUCCCACUGGAGACCAGCCCACCGGGACCGCCAGCCCUGAGCUGCCCCCGCCCCUCGUGCCCCCGCUGCCCGCUGGAAGCCUGCCCCCGUUCCCGCCCUAUUUCGAAGGCGCCCCCUUCCCUCCUCCGCUCUGGCUGAGAAACACGUACCGGCAGUGGGUGCCGCAGCCGCCCCCCCGGGGCAUCAAGAGGACCAGGAGGCGCCUGUCCCGCCACCGAGACCCAGGCUGCCUGGCCCUGAGCCCCAUCCUCCUGCGGCCGCGCCAGGUGCUCUGCAAGAAGUGCCAGAGCGCUCUGAGCCCCCCGGAGGCCAGCCCCGGCCCCCCCGCCGCCCCCCGGCCGCGCAGGGAGCUCCGCAAGCCCGAGGACCCCGACGGCGGGGGCGACACGGCGGCCGCCGGGAAGAGGAGCAAGAGGGAGCGGCCGGAGGAGGCGGGGGCCCGGGUGCCCCGGAGCCCCGUCAUCAAGAUCUCCUACAGCACGCCCCAGGGCACCGGCGAGGUGGUGCAGAUCCCCUCUCGCGUGCACGGCUCCCUGGAGCCCUUCUGCCCCCCGCAGGCCCUGCCUGGCAGCCAGGACCCCGAGGCGCCCCGGGACAGGCCCCCCGCCGCCAUCCCCAAGCUGAAGCUGACGCGGCCCCUGCCCCCUGGCGCCUCCCCGCCGCCCCCCAAGAUCCGCCUGAAGCCGCGGCGCGGGGGCGCGGGCCAGCAGGAGCCGGUCUACAGGGCGGAGCUGGUGGAAGAGCUCAACGGCCGUGGGUGCGGCGCCCUGGCCGACGGCCCUGCCGGCCCGGGGCUGGCAGACCUGUCUUCUGGAAGCUCGGGCGAGGACGAUGACUGCAAGGGGUGCCCCCAGGGUAAACGCAGGCGCCAGGGCCUGGCUUUUCUCGCCACCUGCCCCAGCGGAGCGGGGUGUGCCAGCGAGUCCUUGUGGAGCAGCGACAGCCUGGACGAGUCCAAAUCGUCCAGCUCGGAGGUGACGUCACCAGACACGUGCGACCUCUCGUCCGGCGAUGGCGCCUCUGCGCCGUCCUCGUCCAAGGACGCGCGGCCCACCGUCCCGCCGCUGACCGUCAGGCUGCACACGCAGAGCGUCUCCAAGUGCGUUACCGAGGACGGCAGGACCGUGGCCGUGGGGGACAUCGUGUGGGGUAAGGUUCAUGGUUUUCCUUGGUGGCCAGCCCGUGUCCUGGACAUCAGUCUUAGCCAGAAGGAGGAUGGGGAGCCCUCCUGGCGAGAAGCCAAAGUCUCGUGGUUCGGGUCUCCGACGACGUCGUUCUUGUCUCUCUCCAAACUUUCCCCUUUCUCCGAAAGUUUCAAACUGAGAUUUAACCGUAAGAAGAAGGGGAUGUAUCGGAAAGCCAUCACAGAGGCGGCCAGUGCCGCGCAGCACGUGGCCCCGGAGAUAAGGGAGCUCCUAACCCAGUUUGAAACGUAACCCGGGCUCCGGACCAGGUCACCGACGAUGAGGGCGCGACUUUUCUCCUGCAGCUCCCGACCUUGGGGUGUCCUCUGCACCCUGGUUCCAUCCGAGGACCCUGCGAGUGCUCUGGCUGGCUGCGGGCGGAGACGCCGGCCCGCGGGGUUGGCCUGGUUCGAGGCCUCCUGGUGGGGAGCAGGUGCAUCUGGCCUGAGGACACACCCCCAGGAGCACGGCGGCCCCUCUGGCUGAGGGUUUACUCCUGCUGCUCAGACUCGAGCUUUUCUGGUUUGGGAAGGACCCGGAGCUAGGCAGCGAGAGGCCCCGGGGUCGGGCGCCAGCGGGGAGCAGGCCACCAUCCACCUCCCUGCCGGCUUCAGGACCACCAGCUGCACGUGGGGGUCCUCCCCCGGCCCUCGGGCACGGGCUCUCUGUGCACUUGAGAACCAGGGACCCGCCUCCCCCCCCUCCUCGUUCACCCCCAGUGUGGGUCCUGCUGGCACCUGCACCUGCCCCCAGGGCCACCCUGUCCCCUAGGCGCUGCCUGUGUGGAGCCCCUGUCCUGUGCGGAGGCGAAGGGGCCACGCUCGAAGUCAGAUGGCAACGUUAAAAGGAUGGAAACCUCACCUGUUGUCUGUCAGAGUGUGUUCCGUGCCCCUUCUUGUCCCUUUAGAGACCAAAACGGAAAAAAAAAAAAAAAAAAGGAAGCAAGUCCGGCUUUUUGUUUAAA